UGGAGGUUGAAGUGUUGCUCAGAAUGAGCAAGCAAAGCCAAGACACAGGGCAGCAUGAUGGCCUCUGCCAUAUCCCUUCCUCCAGGGGCAGAGGCUAAGAGACUACACAGCGCCACACUGGAAAUCUCUGGAAGAAGGCAUUUACACUUAGUCCUGUUUCUGCCCUACUCAUUCCUAGCUGGAAAAGCACCUGGCUUGCUCACAGGUGGUGUGCAGGAUGUCACAGGUGCCUCUAAUUCAAGGAGGGGUGAGGCCGUUUGCCUCUACAACCUCUCUGGGCAAUCUGGACCAUGGAUGGAGCCGGGUUAUUUGCAGUGGUGCCGCCGACCACCAGGACACGACGCAACGGGCAGAAAAACUGAUGCACACGAAGUUCCUCCUGAACAUGAGGUGCCCUAACGCGGUCCUACCGGGACCCUGAACACCCGCGGUGCUGUGUCCUAUACAUCUGUCCACAGGGCUUUAUUUAACCAUCAGCUCGCACCACCGCGCUCAUGCAAAUCGCGCUGCCGUGCACACUGAGCACACCGAUUCCGCGGGCAGAGAUGACAGGCUGAAAAAUCCCUUCUUCCUCCCCAUCGCCUCUAGCGAGGACUGCACAGGCGCCCACCCGGCGCCGGCCGUCUCCCAUGUCUGCCCCACGAGGGCGCCCGACAGAGCCGCCGGGACCCCCCCACCGCAGGGCCACCGCCCAGCGCGCAGGCGCGGCCCGAGCCACGGCCUCGGGGGGCGCGUCACUUCCAGGCUGGGCCGGGGCCCGGCGGUGGAGCGGCUCCCGUCCCGUCCCGUCCCGUCCCGUCCCGUUCCGUUCCGUUCCGUUCCCCGGCGCGGCCCGUCCCGGCCCGGCGGGAGGGAGGGCCGGCAUGGAGAAGCUGCGGCGGGUGCUGGCCGGGCAGGACGACGAGGAGCAGGGACUGACGGCGCAGGAUAAAGUGUUGGACCUAACAAGGUCCUUGAUGCCUCAACACUCAGCUUUGGUACUCGAGUCAGAUGGUUUGCCAUAUGCUUUGUUGCUGGCAUCGUGUGCUCUUUUCUUUACAUGUUUCCUGAUGGGGCCACUGAAGCAAUUGAAAGCAAUGUUUGAUCCAAAACGAUUAAUAGCUACAAUUGUGAUGUUGGUAUAGUCUGUCUUAUAUUCCUUUUGCAAGGGAUGCUGUGAUUAAAUGCUUCUCAUCCUGUCUAGGGUAAAUUAUAAUCAGGAACCACUGUCCACUUUAAAAGCCAACUGUAAAUUUUGCUCAGAAAACUAUACUUUUCCACUCCUGAAAUAACCAGUAACAAUUUAGUAUUUUCCUUGCCUUUUGCAUUUGGGACAUUAAAUAAUUUUUACUAGAAAGAGUUUUAAAAAUAAAUUUGGUGAAUUGUUUGUGUUUACUCUGGAACUUCCAGGCUUUUUUUUU
Molecule: messenger RNA, 1400 nt
Organism: Pseudopipra pipra
Lineage: Eukaryota; Metazoa; Chordata; Aves; Passeriformes; Pipridae
Gene: SFT2D1
Product: SFT2 domain containing 1
Exons: 6
Coding region: 630-1124 (164 amino acids)
Biological process (GO): vesicle-mediated transport
Cellular component (GO): membrane
Source: RefSeq, a predicted model, not a curated record